Funneliformis geosporum is the source of this 695-nucleotide messenger RNA. NCBI's taxonomy places the organism in Eukaryota, Fungi, Glomeromycota, Glomeromycetes, Glomerales, Glomeraceae. The record is from the annotation of a GenBank genome assembly.
CACCUGAAGUUUUAAGAGGUCAAUCUUAUACUUUAGCUAAUGAUAUUUAUAGCUUUUCUAUGAUUAUGUGGGAAUUUAUAUAUGGAAUUCCUCCAUUUGAUAAUAAAACUCAUGAUUUUCUAUUAGCAUUACAUAUUUGUAAAUACAAACGUCCUAAAAUUAUUAAAAAUAUUUCACAAUGUUAUAUAAAUUUAAUGAAAAAAUGUUGGGAUAUGGAUUUCCUUAUCUCACAAUCUGAAUACUUUAACGAAAAUCUUACCGCUGUAAGGCCUGGUGAUCUUGUGAAGAUUAUCUUACCAUCACCCGAAACUUUUGAAUCGAUUCUUGAAUAUUUGUAUAUUGGAGAUGAUGACAAAUUGUAUGAUUAUAUAACUCCCGAUAAUUAUCAAGAUAUUUGUAACAACAUUGAUUUUCUCGGUUUGGGUAGUCAAAUAAUGAUGAUGUUAAGGUUUCUUACAGUAAAUGUAGCAUAUAUACGUGUGAUCAUUCUUUCUGAAGCAUGCGUAAACAGAUUCACAAUCGAUGACAGAUAUACUCCUGGAACUAGACAUGCAGUUAAUGUCGCUCUCAAGUCUGACCCUUCCAUUUUUUGUACUGGCACACCUUGCACAGUUACUGCUGAUGGUGGUGCUCCGGUUCAACAAGUCCCACGACAAAAAAGAGCCUUCCUAUCGAUCAUCACCUACAAUAAAUAA